GGCACCCGGUGCCCCGACCCGCCUGCAGGCAAGCCCGCGAUGGCGGCCAAACGCAAAGGCGGCCUGAAGCUCAACGCCAUCUGCGCCAAGCUGAGCCGCCAGGUGGUGGUGGAGAAGGGAGCGGAGGCCGAGGACAGCCCACUGCGGCCCCGGGACAAAGUGCGCAGUGGCCCUGAGGCGGGGGUGGCCCGGGCCCCCCGCAGCGAAGAGGACAAGAGGCGGGCGGUGAUCGAGAAGUGGGUGAACGGGGAAUACAGCGAGGAGCCGGCACCCACGCCCGUGCUGGGGCGGACUGCCCGGGAGGGUCUGGAGCUGCCACCCGAGGGCGUCUACAUGGUGCAGCCCCAGGGCUGCAGCGACGAGGAAGACCACGGCGAGGAGCCCCCCAAGGAUGGCGGCGUCGUGGAGGAGAAGGACUCGGACGGGGCAGCCUCCAAGGAUGAUAGUGGCCCCAGUGCCAAGCAGGCUUCAGGAGAGGCCUCCUCGCUGCGGGACUACGCGGCCUCCACCAUGACCGAGUUCCUUGGCAUGUUUGGCUAUGAUGACCAGAACACGAGGGACGAGCUGGCCGGGAAGAUCAGCUUCGAGAAGCUGCAUGCGGGCUCCACGCCAGAGGCGGCCACCUCCUCCGCGCUGCCCGCCUCCGAGGACGCCCUCAGCAAGCGGGCGCGGUUCUCCAAGUAUGAGGAGUACAUCCGCAAGCUCAAGGCCGGCGAGCAGCUGUCCUGGCCGGCCCACGGUACCACAGCCGAGGGGCGGGCCAGCAAGGAGGCCCUGGGCUCCCUGCCUGGCCUGCGGCUGCCCAGUAGCACCGCGCACCUGGAGACCAAGGCCACCAUCCUGCCCCUGCCCUCACACAGCAGUGUCCCCAUGCAGGGCCUGGUGGCCCGUGCCUCCAAGUACGACUUCUUCAUCCAGAAACUGAAGACGGGUGAGAACCUGCGGCCCCAGAACGGGAGCGCCUACAAGAAGCCGUCUAAGUACGACCUGGAGAACGUCAAGUACCUGCACCUCUUCAAACCCGGGGAGGGCAGCCCCGACAUGGGAGGGGCCAUCGCCUUCAAGACGGGCAAGGUGGGGCGCCCCUCCAAGUACGACGUCCGGGCCAUCCAGAAGCCGGGCCCCGCCAAGGUUCCGCCCACCCCCAGCCUGGCUCCUGCACCCCUCGCCAGCGUGCCCACUGCUCCCAGUGCCCCCGGGCCAGGCCCUGAGCCACCUGCCUCCCUGCCUUUCAACACUCCCGAGUACCUGAAGUCAACCUUCUCCAAAACAGACUCCAUCACCACGGGGACCGUCUCCACUGUCAAGAACGGAUUGCCCACAGAUAAACCAGCUGUCACUGAAGAUGUAAACAUUUACCAGAAAUAUAUUGCCAGGUUCUCAGGCAGUCAGCACUGUGGCCACAUCCACUGCGCCUACCAGUACCGCGAGCACUACCACUGCCUCGACCCCGAGUGCAACUACCAGAGGUUCACGAGCAAGCAGGACGUGAUCCGGCACUACAACAUGCACAAGAAGCGGGACAACUCCCUGCAGCACGGCUUCAUGCGCUUCAGCCCACUGGACGACUGCAGCGUCUACUACCACGGCUGCCACCUCAAUGGGAAGAGCACCCACUACCACUGCAUGCAGGUGGGGUGUAACAAGGUGUACACGAGCACGUCGGACGUGAUGACCCACGAGAACUUCCAUAAGAAGAACACCCAGCUCAUCAACGACGGCUUCCAGCGCUUCCGAGCCACUGAGGACUGCGGCACGGCCGACUGCCAGUUCUACGGGCAGAAGACCACGCACUUCCACUGCAGGCGCCCCGGCUGCACGUUCACCUUUAAGAACAAGUGUGACAUCGAGAAGCACAAGAGCUACCACAUCAAGGACGACGCCUACGCCAAGGAUGGCUUCAAGAAGUUCUACAAGUACGAGGAGUGCAAGUACGAGGGCUGUGUGUACAGCAAGGCCACCAACCACUUCCACUGCAUCCGCGCCGGCUGCGGCUUCACCUUCACCUCCACCAGCCAGAUGACCUCCCACAAGCGCAAGCACGAGCGCCGGCACAUCCGCGCCUCGGGCUCGGGCGUGCUGGGGCUGCCGCCCUCGCUGCUGGGCGCCAAGGACACGGAGCACGAGGAGUCCAGCAACGACGACCUGGUUGACUUCUCUGCCCUGAGCAGCAAGAACUCCAGCCUCAGCGCCUCCCCCACCAGCCAGCAGUCCUCCGCCUCCCUGGUCACCGCCACUGCCACCUCCGAGGCUGGGCCCAGUGCCACCAAGCCUCCCAACAGCAAGAUCUCGGGCCUGCUGGCCCAGGGCCUGCCUGGCUCCAUCCCCCUGGCGCUGGCCCUCUCCAGCUCGGGCCUGCCCAGCGCUGCGCCCUACUUCCCCAUCCUUCCGGGCCGGGGCAGCACCUCCCUGCCUGUGGGUGCCCCCGGCCUCAUGGGUACCAUGUCGUCAGGGACGGCAGCCUCAGUAACCCCCGACACACCUGCUCUGGCUGCCUCGGGAGCUGGCGACUCGGCCGCAGCGGCAGCUGCCUCUGUCCCGGUGCCCCCUGCCUCCAUCAUGGAGAGGAUCUCUGCGAGCAAGGGCCUCAUCUCGCCCAUGAUGGCCAGGCUGGCUGCGGCCGCCCUCAAGCCCUCUGCCACCUUUGACCCAGGAAAUGGGCAGCAGGCCACCCCUGCCAGGUUCCCCCCAGCCCCGGUGAAGCAGGAGCCCGGUGAGAGUGCUGGCGCCCCAGGUCCCCACGAGGCCUCCCAGGACCGCAGUUUAGACCUGACUCUGAAGGAGCCCAGUAAUGAAUCAAAUGGCCACGCAGUCCCGGCAAAUUCAUCUCUUUUAUCCUCGCUUAUGAAUAAGAUGUCUCAGGGCAAUCCCAGCCUCGGCAGCCUGUUGAACAUCAAGACAGAAGCGGAAGGGAGCCCCGCCGGGGAGUCCUCGCCCUUCCUGGGCAAGGCCGUGAAGGCGCUGGUUCAGGAGAAGCUGUCAGAGCCCUGGAAGGUCUACCUUCGCAGGUUUGGCACCAAGGACUUCUGCAACGCGCAGUGUGACUUCCUCCACAAGGCCCACUUCCACUGCGUGGUGGAGGAGUGCGGCGCGCUCUUCAGCACCCUGGACGGGGCCAUCAAGCACGCCAACUUCCACUUCCGGACAGAGGGAGGAGCAGUGAAAGGAAAUGUGGAGGCUUCCUUCCCGGCCUCGGCUGCUGAGACCAAACCUUCCUUGGCCCCCUCAUCCCCUCCAGCGCCUCCCAUCACCACGGCCACGGCUUCCUCUCUCGAGGGGCCCACUCCCAGCCUGGCCGCAGUGCCCUCCAGCCCCACCCUGCUCGCCUGGAAGCAGCUGGCUUCCACCAUACCCCAGAUGCCUCAGAUUCCAGCGUCAGUGCCUCACCUGCCCACUUCGCCCUUGGCAACGACUUCUCUAGAAAACGCCAAGCCCCAGGUCAAACCCGGAUUCCUCCAGUUCCAGGAGAAGUGA
Globicephala melas (long-finned pilot whale) is the source of this 3474-nucleotide messenger RNA. It is a transcript of the gene CASZ1, whose product is annotated as castor zinc finger 1. Gene Ontology annotation, cellular component: nucleus. Gene Ontology annotation, biological process: positive regulation of transcription by RNA polymerase II; regulation of neuron differentiation. The record is from RefSeq and is a predicted model, not a curated record. Lineage: Eukaryota; Metazoa; Chordata; Mammalia; Artiodactyla; Delphinidae. Gene Ontology annotation, molecular function: RNA polymerase II transcription regulatory region sequence-specific DNA binding; DNA-binding transcription factor activity, RNA polymerase II-specific.